This is a messenger RNA of Strigops habroptila (Kakapo), 4057 nucleotides long. Its product is annotated as C->U-editing enzyme APOBEC-1-like. The transcript is spliced from 3 exons. Gene Ontology annotation, cellular component: nucleus; cytoplasm. Bases 184 to 738 code for a protein of 184 amino acids. NCBI's taxonomy places the organism in Eukaryota, Metazoa, Chordata, Aves, Psittaciformes, Psittacidae. The record is from RefSeq and is a predicted model, not a curated record. Gene Ontology annotation, molecular function: RNA binding; cytidine deaminase activity; zinc ion binding. Gene Ontology annotation, biological process: cytidine to uridine editing.
GCUGCUGAGGGCAUGCUUGUAGCAGCAACCGCAGCCAAACCAUUUUUUUCCCUUUCGUCUUACACCACCGGACGCCAGCAGAGCCUGGAGGUGGGCUCUGCCAUCAGCUGUGCGCUGAACCCUGUCUGCAGGAACAGAAAGGAGGGCAGCACUUGAGGGGGGCUCACGGGGAGAGGAGAAGCUAUGUACAAGAAAAAGCUGAGAGGCAUGUAUAUAUCUAAGAAGGCAUUAAAGCAUCAUUUUGACCCCCGUAAGGCUCCACGGGAUGCAUACCUACUAUGCAGACUGCAGUGGGGUGAGACCGGCACGCCUUGGACACACUGGGUCAAAAAUGAUCGUUACCAUGCUGAAGUCUACUUCCUGGAGAAGAUCUUUAAGAUGAGGAGAUCCAAUAAUUAUGUCAACUGUUCCAUCGCUUGGUACUUGUCCUGGAGCCCGUGUGUGAACUGCUGCCGUAAAAUACUGAAUUUCUUACAGCAGCACUCAUAUGUGAACAUAAACAUAUAUGUAGCACGGCUUUAUUACAUAGAUGAUGACGAAAUCCGUCGAAAUCUGAAGAACCUCAUGAGCUUGGUGAAUGUAACCAUUGCUGUCAUGGAAAUUGAAGACUACACUUUCUGCUGGGAAAACUUCAUCCAAGGAGAUGUUGAUGAUGAUUCCUGGACUGUGGGCUUUCAAUCAGAGUUAACUAAGAAUCGUUUGAAGCUCCAGGACAUGCUCGAGGUUAGUAGAGUCUGAGGGAUAGGAGGAACCACAUGAAAUAGUGUGCAGUCCGGGGUCACUGAACUGUAAAGAGCAGGAAAGCAGUUCAUAUCUAGACAGAGCUUAAAGAGUGCUGCAGCAUGCUUUUGGAAAAAUAGUAUAGUAAAAUCAUAGGAAUUGUCCUGUCCCAUUGGCAGAGAAGCACUGUGGAUUUUCUUCCAUCAUAAAAUGAAGCAAAGGCUAAGAGCGCAUAUUUUCUCCUUCAGGCUCUAGAGUGGGAAAUCCCUUAUCAGCUGAAACUCCAGUUCUCAACCCAGAAACCCUCCACCAGAUUUCUUUCUAAUCUGGAUCUGAGCAUGGGUUUCUGUUCGCCAAAUGACGCUGCUCAGCCACUUUCUGUCAGUAUCGGUGGUGGUCUGACACACCUUCCCAGUCACUUGGGCCCUUACGUACUUCAUUAAGGUCCCUUCCAGAUUUGUUUCAGCAACUUCCUUGACUAGUCCAAAGGAUACAGGUUCUGCAAGAUGGGAAAAGUUGUUCAAAAGAGAAUGUCUGUGCCCUGGGAAAAUCCAGCCUUUGUUUUUGAUUUGUUCCAGACCUCCUGAAAGGCAGCACAGAGGAGAGAGCGUGUGUUCACCAACAGUGCUGAAAGUUUGUGCCCCUGGAGAUAAGAGACCCUGCUUGAAUGAAUCCAACACAUCCUUGGCCUGGAAGGACUGCGUACCAAAAAAUAUAGCAAAACUAAUAUAAGUUCUGUAGCUUUUUGAUUUCAAUGCAUUAGAGUUUUCUAACAACUAGCAUAUUUAGUGAAACAGAGUGAAAGAAAUCUAUGGCCAAGUAGGUCACUGAACAUCUAGGAAAUCCAUUUCAUAUGGCAUCUGUGGAAGAGAAAUAUUCUGUGCUAUUACAAUAUAGGCUUCUGCUAUAUCCAUUUCAAAUCACAGCAAGUCCGAAGUGCAAUUGUUAAAGGAUCUAAAUUACAUAUUUUUACUUUCAUUUCAGGAUUUUCCAUUUGUAGAAUCAUAGAAUUACAGAAUAUCUCAAGUUGGAAGGAAUCCAUAAAGAUCAUCGAGUCCAACUCCCUGCUCCUCGCAGGACUACAUAAAACUGAACUGUAUGAUUACAAGUGUCAUCCAGAUGCUCCUUGAAGUCUUUAACAGGCUUGCUGCCAUGACCACUUCCCUGGGGAGCCUGUUCCAAUGACUGACCACUCUCACAGUGAAGAACCUUCUCCUAAUGUCCAAGCUGAACUGCCCCUGAUGCAGCUUCAUUCCAUUUCCUCAUGUCCUGUUGAUGGGCACCAGAGACAGGAGAUCAGCACCAGGAUUACUCUGGCCCAGGUGGAGGAUUUGGCACUUGCUUGUUACACUUCAUGUGAUUGCCCAGCUCCCUAGCCCAUCCAGAUCUCUCUCGAAGGCCUUUCUAUUCUCGAGGGAGUCCACAUCAUUGGCAAACUUACUUAAUGUAGAUAAUUAAUCCAUAUAAUUUAUAAAACCAUUAAAGUGCACCGGCCUUAAAAUUGUGCCCUUGAGAACUUCACUGGUGUUCUUGAGGAGCUUGAUGUAACCCCAUUUACUAUAACCCUUUGAGCCGGACCCAUCAGCCAAUUGCUCACCCAGUGUAUGAUGGACUUGUUUAGCUGUGUGAUGGAUGGUUUAUCCAGAAGGAUACGGUGAGAAACAAUAUAGAAAAGCUUUGCUAAAAUCCAAACCCACCACAUCUACGGGCUUCCCUUGGUCAACUAGAUGGGUGACCUUGUCAUAAAAAGAAACUAAGUUGGUUAAGAGGACUUUCCCUUCAUGAACCCAUGCUGGCUAUGACCAGUGGCUGCAUUGUCUCUCAAGUGUUUUUCAGUAACUGUGGUUCAUUACGAUCCAAUCACACUACUUUAAUACCCACAAUGACUGUGGUUGAGAACCCUGCAUCUGUCCUUUAGUGUCUGUUUAUGGACUUGUUACCAUGAACGUCUCAGAUCUCUUUUGACUCUGUCCUGACAUCUGUGUCUGCAGUUUACUGGGGCAGCAGAUUCCAGAAGUCCACAGCUUGCCAUGUAAAUAAGUAUUUGUUUCUGUUUUAAACUGACCAAUUAAUCACAGUAAGUGCCAGUUCUUGCUAUACUAAUGUCUCAUCAUUAAUCACUGAAACACUUGUCUGCAUUUGAAAGACUGUGCUAGCCUAGAGAACUUUCCACUGGCUUAGUAGGAGCUAUAACGCAAAAGUGACAGCAGCACUUGAUCUUAAAAGAGUAACUUAAAAAAUCCACAGAUGCUCUAUUCGACAGAAGCAAAUCCUCCAUCCACCAAGUGGUGUGACUGUGGAAUAAUAAUCACAGUGUCCAAUGUCAUCGCAUUUCAGCAUUUCCACUCGGGUGGUUAAAAGAAGUAAGAAAAUAUUUUUAUCAACAAGCCCAUCCUGGAGCUGGACCACUAGAUGUAUCCACUGGGAACCCCUCAAAAAGCAAGGCAUGUUAGGCUGCACAAAGAAGUGUAGGAAUGCAGCUGUAUCGCUUGCAGUAGUCAAGGUGGAAGGGCUUGUUUGCUCCUCUGUAUUGUGCAGAGGUGUGAAUCCUCCUGUCAGUACCAAGUGCUUGGAAUAGAACCUCUCUCCAUUCCCUACUCCUGAUGCUAAGUUAUUUUUGCAAGACUCGGAUAAAUAUUCAUUGACUUAUACCCAUUAUAGUCAUCAAACUCUAAAGCUAUGAUUGGGCCCUGCUUCUUCUCCCAUUGAAAUUGCUAAUCUUUUAACAGAAUCAAUAGAACUACUCAGAGUUUUGAACCAGUGCAGCCUAAAGAGAAUUUGGCUUAUGGAAACUAAGAGAUGACAACCUGUAACUCACAAAAUGGCAGCACUCCUCAGUUAAGUAAUGUCCACUUUGGUAGGUGUGUCCUCUUGCUUACGUGUGGGUCUUUACAUCUUACAAGUUCAGGAGCUGGUGCUGUCAAAGUGGUCUUAAAGAGGCAGAGAAAAUUGAUCACACAAAUUCUGAUGAGUGGAAGAGAAACAAAAUGUGAAGACGACAGUGUCUAAUCACUAAGCUCAAUUUAUGAAGUGGACCAAGUGUCCCCCCUCAACCUCCAUUGCUGAAGGUCUUUGUAGCUAAUUGGUGGCGCAGGCUAACAAUCAAAUGAUAUCACAGUAUACCUGCCUAGCGUGUUUGGGGGUGAUUCUGUUGCUUGUUGAUCCAAGACUCAUUAUGUUUAGUUCAUGUUUACAUUGUCCUCUUGGCUUUAGCUUACCACACUCUGCCUCUGUUUGCAUUGUAACAAGCUCUUGGCCAAAGCAAGGCUGUGACAUUCCUACGUCACAAGCAAGCAACAACUCCAAAUUUUUUUCACAAUAAAACUGAAGGCAAUUA